AUGGAUCGCCAUAAAGAAUGUGAACGCGUUUUGAAAACAGCGGCCGUACAGCAGUGUAAGGAACGCGGAAAUCUCAUAAGGCAAGACUUUGUUACUAUCGCUACCGUUACCGCGGAAGAUGUGUUACCAGUGAACGAUGCUGGCGAGUUUGUUAGGCAAAUAAUCUCCGACAACGCCGCGGUGGACAAAGCGGUGUUGAGAGGAGCCUGUAGUAUUCUGCUUGACACCCUGGCACUCAUCAAACACAAGAAGGAGCAGUCUUCCAGCAAUGAUAACACCGCUUUCGACAAUAAAAGCACAUUAGCAUUUGUAUCAGGUGCUAUCAAAGGACAGCCAUUCCAAGAAAACAGCGUUUCUGCAAACCUAUGUCAUAUAGUGGAUCGGAACGGCAAUUCGUGUUUUGAAGAUCGUGAUGAUGGAGCUGUGUUCAACGAUUUUGACGAUGGAUUCUACGAGCUGAAUGUACUUCAGGACGAUGUUGUGGAAUCAUCAAGCGACGCCAGCGCCUCUGAUGACGAUCAGGAGGUGAUGAAUACGUACAUAACGUCGUAUAGAAACAGAUACGGCAAUCAAGCGCUUACUGUGCUCUCAGACAACGGUUCAACGAAGAAAACGCAUCAGGGGGGGAUAUUAAUAGAUGAGACUGCCAAAAUUCCGAGAAACUUGCAUAUGCAACAACUAUUCGGCGUGACCGGUCAAACACAUGCGGAUAUUGUUUCUAAUGCGUUUGAACCAUACUAUGAUCAUGGAAUAGUCUCAAAUCCGUCUACUAGAGAGAAUGGUGUGACGCACUACGUCGGUGGGAUGUAUCCCCCGCUUCACACCUACUACUCGAAGGAUGAUAAGGGCAGGACGUCCGCCGUGGGUUUAGUUUCUCAAAAUUGUCUGAGAAGAACAUUUUCCCCAAAAAAACAAAACUUUGCCGAUCGACUGCUUCAACAAAGUAAACAGAACAAAUCCGGCGCUAUGCCUUUUGCGCUGUUGGCUAGAGAUGCAGAACGUGGUAAUAACGGCAAGGACGCCUUAUUGAUAAACGAAACUGUUAUAAGACAUCACGCGUCACCGAUUGCUGCUCCGAUCGAGCACGUUGCAUUCAUAGGGAAGGAUAAGAUCAGAACUUUCAAAUGCAACAUUUACACCGCGCGAAUACUCCCAAAUAUGGUGGCGCAGCAACAGGAAGUGUGCUCAUCGCUGUUUACCUCGGAGGUUUCACAAGGACGCAUGCUAUCAAGAAUGGUUCAAAAACUAAUGCGGUACGAAUACGUUAAUAGUGGCACAGCCGCUAUGUGGCGGGGCUCUACGGAUGCCAUUGCAAAGGCCAUUUCUAACAUCGAAUGGGGUUGCCUCUGGCAGGACUGGAAUUAUUUCUCCGGUGGGCUUUUAACUGAAAUUGAUAUGCAGCGUAUCAAACAGCAUCUGAUGCUUUUGACUGAGCGUGGUAUCACUGACAAAACAACAAUUCUCAGAAACGUAUGCAGCGAGUUUGCUGCUCACUUAAGCAAAACCAAAGAAGCGAACGUACAGGGGGCGUCGAAUGUCACGGAAACUAUGCAGCAAAUCGUAUCAAAAUAUAUCGCAGAGGUCCUCGCUGCAUUCGAUGAACGAUAUUGCGAUCUGAGAAAUAUCAUUUACAUGGACCUUAGGUCCAUAAACAACCGAGGAUUCCAACAGACGGUUACAUCUAUUCUGGAGUCCAAAGGAAUUGAUGACGGAUUGAAAGCAGGCUCGCAUAUAAAGGAGUCGGUGGUGUACGUAGACAGGGAGAUUGAAACUAAGAUGAGGCUCGAGCUACUACCAACGCACCGAGCAGAAGCUGCGGAUCUCCUGUCUUUGACCAGUGUAGACGAGAUUGUUGGUGAGGAUAUUAUGCAAAACCCCGAUUUAUCGGGAGAGCCUUUCUUGAAUAUGCUGUCGCUUCCCCAACAUCCUGCAGCGAACGCGAGACAACUCAACAUCACGAGCACUGCCUUGGACUUGUGCAAGAAGUGUUUCGAAGGGUACAAGAAUGGCAGUUUUUGUCUAGAAAAAAACAAAACUGCGAAGGGACUCACGGUGCUAAACUCGCUCGUAACGUUGCUAAAGAAUUAUGAAAAACCAUUUUCUGGUGCAAGGAAUCUGCGGGAUUUUCUGGGAGCGGCACACUGGGUACCUGAUGAAAUCGCCACGUGGAUACUCAGCGCCUUCUAUGAAAGGGCACCUUCAAACGAUUACAUCAUAAAUUCGAAGGGAUUGCAGAAGCUCAUGUGCUACAUCCUGUGGUUAUCCAUUUAUCUGGCAGGUGGCAGCUACACUUAUAAUUUCACGGCACUGAAGAACGUGGACUUAAAAACCAAGAGGAGGUUGUAUCCCAUAUUCGACAAAUGCGUUCACAUUGCAGGGCUCGUCGCAACCAGCGCAGCUAAAUCUACCGCGUACACCAUAGAGCUUCCUCUUAAGUGUAUACCCAAAACCAACACGAGUGCGUUCGGUGGACUUACAAAUAGUAUCACAUCGUACGGAAAACGUUCGAGAAGGUAA
Molecule: messenger RNA, 2517 nt
Organism: Babesia bigemina
Lineage: Eukaryota; Apicomplexa; Aconoidasida; Piroplasmida; Babesiidae
Exons: 6
Coding region: 1-2517 (838 amino acids)
Source: RefSeq, a predicted model, not a curated record